UGAGGUCUAAUGAGUAAAGGAGAGACCAGAAGAGAGAUCUGUAUGAAGACUGAGCUGUUGAAAGAUAUCACCAACAGCAAGGAAGAAGGAUUUAAUGCUAUGGCAGCAGAUGAAAAUGCCAUAGAGAAGCAAGUUGGGGAGCCAAAGAUGGCCCCCGAAGGCGAAACCAAUGGCUCCUAUGAAAGCAACGAAGCCAAGAGCCACCCAAAUGCAGCUAAGAACACUCAGGACAGUGUAAAAGUGAGCCAAGGGGACUCCACUGCGAAACUGAGCAGAGUAGCGGAGAAUGGCAUUUCUGAGAGAGACGGUGACUCUGGAAAGCAGAACCACAUAAAAGCAAACGAUUUCAUGCAUACUUCGGUCAUGGGGAGCAAUGGCUACAUUUUACCGAAGCAGAUGGCUAAGGGGCCGCCCAAACGGACUUCUGGCGGGGCUUUUGCCACGAAAACACUUCCCGCAGGAGGAGGCAAGGCGAAGGCGAUGAGCCCCUUCUCCCAGGCACAGGCUGCUCUGCCAGCUAAGUCUGGGGAGGGUGGGAAUGAAAUGGAGGCUAAGAAAUCAACAGCGGUGCCUGCCGCCAUCAAGAUCCACAGAGCUCGAAAGACGAUGCCCAAGCCCUCCUCUAGCCUGCACACAAGUAAAGACCCCAAAGAAACACCCAAGGAAGAUGGAAGAAGGGAGAUUUUGGAAUUUGGGAAGCCCCUCUCUUUGCCCCCUGUUCCUGGCCUUCAUUCAUCUCUACCUCAGAACCAGAGCUAUGUGGCAGCAUCAAAAUCACAAACAGCUGCUUCAGUAUCUAGGAAGAAGAAGCGAAGAAUGGGAACGUACAGCCUGGUUCCCAAGAAAAAGACCAAAGUUUUGAAACAGAGGACUAUGAUUGAGAUGUUCAGGAGCCUUGCCCAUUCCACUUCAGGUGGCAAGGUUGAAAAGGGUGAUGCUAGCCCUCAUGUGAACGGGGAGAGCUUAGAUGCGGAUUCUGAAGAAGAGGACUCAGAUGAACUGGAAGAAGACAAUGAACGUGGAACUGAGCAGCAGGCUGCCUUCCCUGCAGAGGAGAACAGAAUGGCUAAGGAGGGAGUUGUUGAUGGCAGCCGUGCCAGAAAGAUUGUCCAUGGUGAGUCGGAGGAGGAGCAGGACUCUGCAGACUCCGGGGAAGAUGAGGAAGAUGGUGACGAGUCUGACUUGGCCUCAGCAGGGGUCUGCCCUUGCUUGCCAGAUGCCAAGACAAGGGCGUGGUCCAGACAGGCAUGGUCGAGGCUGGAGCAAGCAGGACAGAAGCAGGGGCGUAGUCCAAACAGGGACUAUCCAGGGCCAUCUUUCACGGGAGGCAAGAGUUCGGAGUCCAGCCUCAAGAAGAAGGUGAUGAAGAGGAAAGGCAAGAUGGACAGUCCCUGGCUGAAACCCACCCGGAAGAGGAGGCGGAGGAGUAAAAAGAAACAAGCUGGUGCAUUGGGUUCGGAAACCUACAAGUCUUCCUUAGAGAGUGGAGAAGGAACUGGGGUGGAGAAUAACAUGGAGUACAUGGAAGUCUCCCUGGAUUCCUUGGAUCUCCGAGUGAAGGGAAUUCUAUCUUCGCAAUCAGAAGGUCUUUCCAAUGGCCCUGAAGCAAUGGAAACAGACAGCCUUCAGGAAGCGCCUCUCUGUAGCUGUCGAAUGGAAACUCCCAAAAGCCGGGAGAUCACCACACUAGCCAAUAACCAGUGCAUGGCAACCGAGAGUGUGGACAAGGAGCUAAGCCGGUGCACAAACCCCGUGCUGAAAUAUGACCUGAUGCGCCCUUCUAACAAAGUCCAGUUCUUGGUACUUUGUGAGGACCACAGAGGGAGGAUGGUGAAGCACCAGUGCUGCCCAGGUUGUGGCUUCUUUUGCACUGCGGGCACUUUCAUGGAAUGCCAGCCAGAAAGCAGCAUCUCCCACCGGUUCCACAGUGAUUGUGCCUCCCAGGUCAAUGGCACAAGCUACUGCCCACACUGUGGGGAAGAGGCCUCGAAGGCCAAAGAAGUGACUAUAGCAAAGGCGGACACAACCUCCACGCUUUCGCUGAGCUAUGAGCUGAAGAAACCUGGGACUUCUGAGGGGAGGGCAGACACGACAACUGGAAGUGGGACUGGAGCACAGCUGUCUGAAGAAGUCCGGUCUGAGACUUCGUCUGCUGAGGGAUUUGACUUGGCCGGGACAUCUGCCUUUCCCAAAUCUACCCCAGCCUGUCUCUCCCAGGGACCAAUGAAAGAAACCUUGGAAAGCGCCUUGAUCGCCCUAGAUUCUGAAAAACCCAAGAAAUUACGGUUUCACUCAAAGCAGCUGUACUUCUCUGCCAGGCAAGGGGAGCUGCAAAAGGUUCUUCUCAUGCUGCUGGAUGGGCUCGAUCCGAACUUCAAGAUGGAACACCAGAACAAAAGGACUCCUCUCCAUGCAGCAGCAGAGUCAGGACACAUGGACGUUUGCCACAUGCUGAUCCAGGCUGGCGCUAAUAUAGACACCUGCUCUCACGACCAGAGGACCCCCCUUAUGGAAGCAGCGGAGAAUAACCACCUGGAGACUGUGAAAUACCUCAUCAAGGCUGGAGCAUUAGUGGAUCCCAAGGAUGCGGAAGGUUCCACCUGUUUGCACCUGGCAGCCAAGAAGGGCCAUUACGAUGUGGUGCAGUACCUCCUGUGCAACGAGCAGGUGGAUGUCAACUGCCAGGAUGAUGGAGGCUGGACACCAAUGAUAUGGGCCACUGAGUACAAACACGUUGAGCUGGUGAAGCUGCUGCUGGCCAAAGGGUCAGACAUCAACAUCCGGGACAAUGAGGAGAACAUUUGUUUACACUGGGCUGCUUUUUCGGGGUGUGUCGACAUUGCGGAGAUUUUGCUGGCUGCUAAGUGUGACCUGCACGCGGUGAAUAUCCACGGAGAUUCCCCACUGCACAUCGCGGCCCGAGAGAACCGCUACGAGUGUGUGGUCCUCUUUCUUUCACGUGGUUCGGAUAUUACCCUGAAAAACAAAGAGGGCGAAACUCCCCUGCAGUGUUCGAGCCGCAACUCUCAAGUCUGGGUUGCUCUGCAACUGAACAAGACCCUCAAGGAUUCGAUUCCUGACAAGCCCGUCCAGGUGGAGAAGAUACUGAGCAGGGACAUUGCCCGGGGUUAUGAACAUAUCCCGAUUCCUUGCAUCAAUUCUGUCGACGCCGAGCCCUGUCCUAGCGACUACAAAUACGUUUCGCAGAAUUGUGUGACGUCCCCAAUGCACAUUGAUAGGAACAUCACUCAUUUGCAGUACUGUGUGUGCAUAGACGACUGCUCCUCCAGCAACUGCAUGUGUGGACAGCUGAGUAUGCGCUGCUGGUAUGACAAGGAUGGCCGGCUCCUGCCGGAAUUCAACAUAGCCGAUCCACCUUUGAUCUUUGAGUGCAACCAUGCCUGCUCGUGUUGGAGGAAUUGCCGGAAUCGUGUGGUGCAAAAUGGGCUCCGGACUCGAUUACAGCUUUUUCGGACGCAGAAGAUGAGCUGGGGCGUGCGGACAAUGCAGAACAUUCCACAGGGGACCUUUGUUUGCGAGUACGUUGGAGAGCUAAUUUCUGAUUCAGAGGCAAAUGUACGGGAAGAAGACUGCUACCUUUUUGAACUUGGCAACAAGAACAAAGACGUGUACUGCAUAGAUGCCCGCUUUUACGGCAACAUCAGCCGCUUCAUCAACCAUUUCUGCGAGCCCAACCUGAUCGCCGUACGAGUGUUCAUGUCCCACCAGGACCUGCGCUUCCCCAGAAUUGCAUUCUUCAGUACCAGGAAUAUCCAAGCGGGAGAAGAAAUUGGGUUUGACUAUGGCGAAAGGUUCUGGCAAGUCAAGGGCAAGUUCUUCAGUUGCCUGUGCAGCUCUCCUAAGUGCAGGUACUCCAGCGCCAUUCUGGCUCAGAGGCAGGCCAGCACUUCCUCAUCCCAGGAGGCAUUGGAGAACAGGCUCCCUGACACGAGCUCUACAAUAGCAGUGGCAACAACCUCAUUUUGAGGGCUUUCUACACACAUAGAAAGAAAAAAGAAACACCACCACAGAUUGUAAGAUAUUUCUUUUUUUAUAUAUUUUCAAGAAAGGAGACUUCCC
This is a messenger RNA of Lacerta agilis (Sand lizard), 4080 nucleotides long. It is a transcript of the gene EHMT1, whose product is annotated as euchromatic histone lysine methyltransferase 1. The transcript has 27 exons. The record is from RefSeq and is a predicted model, not a curated record. Gene Ontology annotation, molecular function: p53 binding; histone H3K9 methyltransferase activity; zinc ion binding. Bases 10 to 3987 code for a protein of 1325 amino acids. Lineage: Eukaryota; Metazoa; Chordata; Lepidosauria; Squamata; Lacertidae. Gene Ontology annotation, cellular component: nucleus.